This is a messenger RNA of Cephus cinctus (wheat stem sawfly), 4264 nucleotides long. Its product is annotated as guanine deaminase. Gene Ontology annotation, cellular component: cytosol; plasma membrane. Gene Ontology annotation, biological process: guanine catabolic process. The record is from RefSeq and is a predicted model, not a curated record. Lineage: Eukaryota; Metazoa; Arthropoda; Insecta; Hymenoptera; Cephidae. Gene Ontology annotation, molecular function: guanine deaminase activity; zinc ion binding. Bases 100 to 2577 code for a protein of 825 amino acids. The transcript is spliced from 13 exons.
GGACUUGUACAGUUAUUAGAGUGGUUGCCAGAUAUACAAUGAUGGUUUCAAUCUCUUUUCACGUGCAGUAAAUAAUAAAUAAUUAAAAUAUAUAAAUGCAUGAAAAAUGCCAAGUUUAUUGUUUUGGAUAUGAGGAGUUUGCGUGUGGAUAUCAUGUUUGAUGCAAAAGGACAAGUAAAGUGGAGUGUGAUGAAUUCAAAAUAUAUUUUUUCUUGGGCACAUCGCUUUUCUUGGAUUUUUUUCUUGUCCAUUCUAUUGUUUAUUCACGGUGAUAAUUGCAUGGUACCACAAGCAAGCCAAGAAGGCUCGUUGCACUCUUUUAAAAGUUAUAGCGAUGUGGCAAUAUUUCAUUAUACGGUACCUAAGGAAGUACUUAGAGCUACAUGGCAAUUUGCUGCAUUUAUGGAUGGCAAAAAUUGUUUACCAAGAAAAGUUCAUAUAUAUAUACAAUGGGGGAGUUAUCCUAUAAUAUCUGUAAACAAUGCAUCUUUUCCACCACACAUGUAUACAAAAAGAAAUGGUACUAUUUUGGUAUCUGUCAUGACUACUUUUGAACCAAAGACUACUGCUACUGUACCAAUUUAUGGACCAGAAGCUGGAGAUUGGUUUGUUGGUGCAUAUAUGUCUCACUGGGAUGAGAAAGUUCAGCAACAAGGUCUUGGCCAUAAGUGCCAUUAUAGCAUAGGAUCAGUAGCAAUAUGGAUGCAAACUAAUGGUAUUCAAAAUAUACCAAUUGGUUAUCAGAAAACUUUACAUACAACUGAACCAACUUCUUAUUACAAAAUAUACAUUCCAUCAGGAACAUGGCAUUUUCAAGUCCAUGUAUGGGCUUGUAAUUUUACUUUGCAUACACAAAAAGAUAUGAAUAAACCUUGCAUACAAGGUUUGGCAUUGAAGGGACGAGUUCUGCCAGUUUUUAAUCACACUCAUCCAAGUCCAAUAGGAAAUUUGACUAUAUUGGAUUCAUAUACAUUUACUGAGUUCUCACCAUAUGAAGAUAGUUAUUAUUACCUUCUAGUUAUUUCGGACAGCGUAAUAGAUUUUAAUGUUAAAGUUAUAAUAUCUGAAUGCCCAAUUAAAGACCUGGGUAAAUCUUUGAUGAGGCAAUAUCUGGAUGCGCCUUCAUUUUCGAAAGCUCUAGUCAAACUUCGUAUGAGGAAUGAUAGUUUACAACAUGAUAAUUAUCGAUUAUAUAAAAAUCAAUUUGAAUUAUCAAGUGAGGAUGUAAUGGUAGAAGAUCCAUGCGUUCCGCGGUUUCAACUUGCUAGAGUUAAACAUUCUCAAACAUUCUCCGGCGUCUAUUUACUUCAGGUUAGAGAAUGGUUAACGUCAUGGGCGAUGCUGACUGAUUCUUAUCCAAUUAUGACCCAAUUUAAUAUAUUACCACUAAUAGAUAUCGGAGGUACUUUGGAUAUCCGUGUCCAUCUUGAAAUGGAUAAGCUACUAACAAAACAAUUAAUUCUUGUCACCAUAUGCAUUCAAAGAUCUCGUGUACCAAAUCGCAUAAAUGGACAAAUAAUUUGCGACGAUGAGAACAUGUCGAUGACUUUAUCUUCCUACAAUAAACAAGAUGGAAAUGUGUUAAUACCUUAUCCUCAGCCAGAUACCUGGUACAUCGGUUUUCAAGCUAAAUGUUAUAUGAAUGGAAAUCCGGUAACUUGCGAGAUGGAAGGAAUUUUAGUUUCAUUGGACGUGAGGACAAGGCAGUGUGUGUUUUCUGGUAGUCACGCGUGCGGCCAUCAUGGUGUUUGUCAAGAGAUUCAGAAAGGUCUUCUCUAUUAUACGACAUGCAACUGCUUUGGAGGGUACAAGGGCUGGGGCUGCACCGAUGCAACAAACGCAAGUCCGAUGGCCUCCGUUUUAUUGACAACAUUAAUGUUAACGUUGAGCAAUGGAUUUUUUUUGCCAGCUAUAUACUUGGCUAUAAGACGAGGCCUAUACACUGAAGGGCUAGUCUAUUUCGCCACUAUGUUGUUUUCAUCAUUGUAUCACGCUUGCGAUCAGCAAUUCAUGACUUAUUGCGUUGCUAAAUAUGAAGUUUUACAAUAUAGUGACUUUUUCUCGGGUAUUCUUGCCGUUUGGGUAACACUCGUUGCUAUGGCUGGACUGCCAACACAAUAUAUUUCGUUAUGUCAUAUGUUUGGAGUUCUUAUCAUCGCAUUUGGCGUUGAAUCUGAUAGAACUGGUCUUCCUAGUAUAUUGGUGCCUUUAGCCAUGGGAACAAUUAUUCCGAUGGCAGCAUAUGUGUAUCGUUGUGUCAAAAACAACAAGUGGAAGUGGCCUGAUAAUAUUGUCAAAUUAUUAUUCGGAUUGUCUCUGGCUACUGUCGGAUUACUUCUAUUUUCUCUUGUUGAGACUGAAGCCAAUUAUCACUAUGUUCACAGUGCAUGGCACAUAGUAAUAGCAUUGUCCUUGUUAUUUGUACUACCGCCGGCACGCGUUGAGUCAUUCUUACCACUGGCCAAUACUUCUCUCAGCGGUUCUGACAGUGAGUUACUUGACUAUAAAGACUUUCCAGGUAGUCCAGUGUUUACCAUACUUACUGACCAGCAAAACCUGCUCACUGUUCCCAGUUGAAUCUCGAUAUAAAUGAGAAAAGUCAGGAUGUUUGUAUGCCAAAAAAUAUAUCACGUAUAAGCUUUUAUGUGCCAAAAAGAUGUUCUGAUCGAGUGAUUGGGAGGUGAGUAAAUCCAUAGAAUAUCAUGAUAAAAACUAAAGUCAUGAAAUUCAAUUUUGUAUAAUCUUUUGCAAUAACAGUGUAAUAUUCAGAAGUACUUGCAAAUAUUUGAUAGAGCGUAAAGUUUUUAAAUAUUAUCAACGAGUCGAUGCUGCAUUUAAAGGUGCUUAUAUAAGUUUCUCAAUUAAUUUGAUUACUAUGAUAUAUAAGAAGUUAUAUGAUAUACUAUCUAUGAGUAAUUCAUUAACGUGGUGGAUGGUGCCAUGUAACAUAUUAUUAUAUACAAUGCCUAUUCUUUAUUCUGUGGAUUGUGAUAAUGAGGAUUGUUCAUUGUUUUAUUAGUUGUGGCAUACACUGCUGGACUAAUGAUAUCUUUCUUGUUGGAAAUUGUUCAUGAAUUUCUCUAUGCGUGAAAUGCAUAGUGUAAACAGCUCUCUAUAUUCUAAUACUUUCUUUUAAUUGGCAUAUAUUUCAAUUACAAGGUUAGUGAUUGCUUGGUGCUUCAAAUUUAUUUAGGGAUCAAUUCUGUAUUUUGCGAAUAAUAUUAACUUGAAGCUUUAUUUUGAGUGAAGUAUAGUUUUAUCCUGGGCUUGUGAUUUCUGUGCAUUCUUAAUCUCAGUUACUAUCGAAGUACCUCAUAGUUAUGGUGUGUCAUGACUUAUUUCUAUUGGACACAUCUACGACCAUAUAACAUAUAUUUUAUUUACAAUUAGGUAUAUUUCAAUAUAAUGAAUCAGGGUGACAUGUAAGAAGACAGGCGUAACUUAUAAGAAAUCAUACUAUACAUAUUUAGGAGAAAGCAAAUAUAUUGACGCACAUUUUAAUAAUAGAAUCCUGUUGGAUGAAUAUUGAUGCACAGUUAUUGAUCUGUACAAAUUUAAUUUUUUUUUACCUAACUCAUGUAAAGAAGUUAUUUACUUUAGCGACGUGUGAGAUGCAUUUAUGUACAAGCAUAAAGUUUCAUUGCAACAGAUUCUAACUAUGAAAAGUUUAUAUUUUCAUGAGAUUUUCUUAAGUGCAAUUAAUUACAUGUCAUACUAAUUUAGCAAUAUUUUCUAAUAUAUAUCCGUCAAGUGUCUAGGAAAACCAUAUUAGUUUAAUAUUUGCUUGUAAUAUCAGUUGAUAUUUAGCUUGUUCAUCAUUUGGGUUUUUCCAAAAUAGAAAUAUUUUUUUACUUUCCAUAUAGUGUUCGAAGCUGAAUAUACUUCCAUUCCUAAAUGAGAUUAACAUUUUUCAAUUAAUCCCAGUCAGUUAAGAUGGCUUUGAAUUAAUACCAAUAUAGCUAUAUACUUACAUUGACAUAUAAUAAGCAUAACAAACUGCCUAUUAUACUUGCUCUCUAUUAAUAUACUAUGUAGUUUAUAUGAUCAUACAUAGUUAAAGAUUUACUACUGAUCAGUUAGAGAAAAAUUAAUCGAAAGUGUCAAGUUCAUGAAACGGAAUAUCCUUUAAAAUAGUAUUUUGGUUUAUAAUUUUAAGCGGUAAGCAUACUGCAUGAUACAUAAUGUUACUGAUUUUUAAAUGUUCAUGGGGGAAGAUAACCAUUAAAAACUGAUUUAAUAUUGAAAUAAAUAAACAUAUAUUUAU